UGAAAUUCAUGAAUUUUUUUUGUUAGACUUAAUCAGGGGUAGAGAAAAAACCGAAUAAAUCUGAAACCGAAACCGCUAAAAAGCUAAAAAAUAACAUUAUAAAACUGAACCGAAAUCGCCGACGCAUGCCUCCCACCUGUUUAUUAUUGUUUUUUUAUGGUCAAUCAUAUUAUAUAGGAUGGAUGUUUUUAUCCUUCAACUUUAGCAAAAGUAAAGUUCUAGUUGAAGUAAGUUUAAGAAAAAGAGAGGAGGAUUAACAAGUUCAUUGGCUACACAUUGGUGCUUUUACUUUGAAGAAUUUUCGAAAUUAGCAGCGUUUGCCAGGUGAUAACGCUAAAUCCCGGUCUGGACCUUCCUCCGCCGUGGAUGGUGGUUCUGAGGUGUAGCUGCUGGAAGAGCGCCUACAAAAUAACACCGGAGGGGGGUUUUGGCCCCGCGGCGCCUCCGGCGUGAGCGUGAGAAUAAGAGUAGGCUUUGGAAGGAUUAAGACUAGAAAAUGAGUUAUCUAUGUGUGUGGAAGGGUGGUGUGUGGUGGUUGCUGGUGGCUGGUGGCUGGUGGCUUUGGUGUUUAUAUAUAUGCUGAGUGCACAAGUGUGUGUAAAAAUAUGAGUGUAGAGAGAAUGUAACCCUUAAACCUUUCUCCCUUGAUCUAUUUAUAGGCCAAGGGUUAGGGUUUAAGGGGACGUACCUGGAUCAUGGUCCUACAUAAGCCAAGGGUUAGGGUUUAAGGGGACGUACCUGAAUCCUGGUCCUACACGUGUAGGGGCUCGAUCUCCUACACGUGUCCAGGUGUCUCUAUUUAUAGUCUUUGCUUGUCUUUAUUGCCAGUAGUUGACCGUUAUGUUUUGUCUUUAUCAUGUCAGUCUGUAGUUGUGCAGUUGUCGGUUUGACUUUAGGAGAACCCCGGGUAAGGGGUAGUACCCGGGUCCAUCAUAUGAUCCGGAUUGUAUGGCUGGGCAGGACUCCUUGUCCUUUUAUCGUGGCUGGCUGCCAACCCGGGUAGGUGCCCCCGGGUUAGGUGAUUCUGGGUUACACCCUAUCACUAGGCAAUGCAGUAUCAAAUUGGCUAUUUUAUUGUUGUCUAAAAGAGCUCUUCCCUAUGUUAAUAUCCACUGAUAGGGUUUAGUUAGGAAUUAGUUCUGUUUUGGUUGCAAAGUGAUCUCUGCUUUUAAUUAUAUUGGUCCCUUGAUAGGAUUCUAGGUUGGAAUUUGUUCUAGUGCGCUUUAUUUGCAGAGUGAUCUCUGUUUUUAAGUAUCUUGGGGCUUUGAUGAAACUCCUUAACUUUUCGAUGUUAUGCAUAGUUUUCAGAAAUGGGAUCUAUUAUGUGUCGUCAGACAAGUGCCAAUGCGUUCAAAAACAUCAGGAGUACGCCCUGAGGGGCUACACUCUUUUACUGAUUCUAUUAUUUGACAAGGUCCCUCAGUUACUAGUUAGGAAUAGGCACAUUUAUUCGUCUUACCGGAGGCUUGAAUAUUCUGUUCUCUGUGACACCUUCGCUUAUCCAGUUACAGGGAAAACCCGAAAGCCUGGACGCUGGAGAGGGACAUCAAAUGGGAAAACCAGAAAGCCUGGACGCUGGAGAGGGACAUCAAAUGGUAAAACCAGAAAGCCUGGACGCUGGAGAGGGACAUCGAAUGGUUAGCCCUGAAACUAAUGAAAUUACCAAAUAUGCUUAGCAGGGGUGACUAGGAUUUAGUAUGAACUGAUUUCUGUUAAGUUCAAUACGUUUAUAUUCAAUGUCACUGAGAUAUUAUAUGUUUAUCGACAACAAGGCCUGAUGGUUCAGUAACUUGUUGAUAUAUAU
This is a messenger RNA of Daucus carota subsp. sativus, 1804 nucleotides long. RefSeq lists its product as uncharacterized. The record is from RefSeq and is a predicted model, not a curated record. The transcript is spliced from 4 exons. Bases 1268 to 1642 code for a protein of 124 amino acids. NCBI's taxonomy places the organism in Eukaryota, Viridiplantae, Streptophyta, Magnoliopsida, Apiales, Apiaceae.